Messenger RNA from Paramuricea clavata, 5936 nucleotides. The record is from the annotation of a GenBank genome assembly. Lineage: Eukaryota; Metazoa; Cnidaria; Anthozoa; Malacalcyonacea; Plexauridae.
UUCAGACCGAAGGUUAUAAAGAACUUUGUCACUGUGUUGAUGUAUCGCCCAACCGAACAUUCCGUUUUCAACACGUUGCCCCGAGACCAGAACGAAUAUCCUGCAAGUUUAAAGUUUGUCAAGACAAAUGUAAAUUUGACAAUCCUGUCAAUAUUAUUGUGUCGCUGUAUUUUGAGUCCGAGGUAAUUGUCUUCACUCUAUAAUAUCAUAAUUUUUACAACUAUUAUGAGACCAGUAACAAAUUGUUUUAAAAAUAAUUUCGUUGAUUUUUUGGUCAUUCAAAGCUAUAUUUAAAAGUAUAGGUAAUAGUCAGCCUAGACCUAGGCCUUCUAUUUUUAUUUAUAUUUUUUUAAGAUUCAGCGCUUUUUCACAUGAAAAGACUGGGACCAGGUGAUUUGGGGGCGGGGCGGAGGAAGGACACAAGCCCGACGCAAGCGGGAAAAUAGAAGGCCUAGUGGAUUUCCCAACAACAAGGCCAAAACUGCCCUGAAACUGCCCUGGUUGCGAAAUGCUCAAUUAUUGCGCUCUCAAACAGAAUUAUUUGCAACUUAACAGCGAAUUUAAACCGAUACAGGUAAAAUAAACUCAUUUAUAGUAUAAACUUACUAUUUUUAUUUGUAUACACGUCUAGAAAAUCGGGUUUUUAUCAUAAAGUUUGAAGCAACACUAUUAUUAUGUUGACAAGGUGAAGCGAAAGUACAAAAUAAUAACUUUUAUUAUACAUUGUAAUUGGUAAAAGCAAUUUGAUUGGCUAAGAGCUUACAGUUAAAUCGCGCAAUCACGCAACCUACAGAAAAUUUAGUUAUCUGCUAGCAGAUAACUCGGUUAUCUGCAAAUGAGCCUGCGAUGAUUAGCAAGCGGUAUCUAUUUACAGUCAAAAUGCAAGAACAUUCCAGAACAUUCCCACUUCCGCUUCUGUAACUUGUUUUGUAUUUCUUUAAUUUGUUCUAUUUUCUGUAGCGUUUUUUAUCGGCAAAUAUCGCGGUAGAAUUCCCCUUUCUUUCCUUUAUAUACGUCAAUUUGUAGCAAAGGAUACACCUUUCGUUAGAUUCUUUGCAUAAAAGUUGUGAAAUUUUCAUUUUAGUACGUCAAAUUAUUGUAUUCGGUAAUUUUAAAUUUGUAUAGUAUGAACACACUAGGCUGCGGUUUAAAACCGAUUUAUCAGCAAAUAUCGCUAUAAGAUCUAAGUUUCGCAACUUUUAUGCAAAGAAUCUAACGAAAGGUGUAUCCAUUGCUACAAAUUGACGUAUAUAAAGGAAGGAAAGCGAAAUUCUGCCGGAUCCUAACGCUAUAUGUGCCGAUAAAGCGGUAAUCGCUACAGAAAAUAGAACAAAUAAAUACAAAACAAGUUACAGAAGCGGGAAGGUUCUUGUAUGGCGAGGCUGAUAACGCUUACCGAGACCUUGAUAAUUUUGCAUAUCGCAAAAACCGAAUUCAAUAAUUGUUAAUUAUUCGCAAGACAAUCUACUGUUUUGCUUCGAAUAACUAUAUUUGCGAAUUGGGAAUGAGGAUUUUGAAAUUAUUGUUCAAAUAUUACGGAUAUACCAUUUGUAAACAAUGUACGUUUUUAUAUACAGUACUGUACGGGCUAAUAAUAUAUGUAUCCGUUUUAUUUAAUAAAUUAUAAUUGUAUAUGUGUUUGUAUAUUUUACAAACACAAGACUGCUUCUUGCCAAAAUUUAUAAAAUAUAUAUUAAUGUAGUUGUGUAUAAGACAAAAUUUCAUGAAAGAUUCUACUUUUGGUAUAUAUUUUGACUCAUUUUGUGCUUUCGCUACACCUUGUCAACAUAAUAAUAGUGUUGCUUCAAACUUUAUGAUAAAAAACCCGAUUUUCUAGACGUGUAUACAAAUAAAAGUAGUAAGUUUAUACUAUAAAUGAGUUUAUUUUACCUGUAUCCGUUUAAAUUCGCCGUUAAGUUGCAAAUACUUCUGUUUGAGAACGCAAUAAUUGGGCAUUUCGCAACCAGGGCAGUUUCAGGGCAGUUUUGGCCUUGUUGUUGGGAAAUCCACUAGGCCUUCUAGGCUUGGUUCCUCCGCCCCGCCCCCAAAUCACCUAGUCCCAGUCUUUUCAUGUGAAAAAGCGCUGAAUAUUAAAAACAUAUAAACAAGACUAGAAGGCCUAGGUCUAGGCUGGGUAAUAGUACUAUGGUUUCGAAUGCAAUUUGGAAAAAAACAUGCGCGACUCGAGUGAGUUUUUUAAAUUAAAGAAGAUCAAAAUUGCACGAGCCCAAGUCUUUGAAAAACUCACGAGUGUAUUGCACGAGAAACCAUGCUAUUACACGCUUCGAUAACACCUGUGCACACAGAUUGUUUUCAUCGCUUUUUAGCAAAACCUUUUCAGUUUAUGUGCUCUUUGUACUUAAAUUGUUAUAUUUACGUACGUGACUUGCCAUUAAAAGUGCCACUGCAAAAAGUCUUCAAAAAGUUAAAAUUUACAUUGCUACAAUCUGCCCAAUCUCGUUCCCCGAGCAUGCCCUUUCGCAGGGUAAGGGUGUGCAUAGCUCUGGAGAAAUCGAAUUGAUUCACGUUGGAUUUCCAACGUGAGUUCUACGCAUACCCGGCAAAUGUUGCAAAAUAUAAACAAAGUAUUUAGAAUUUCUCGUCGAAAAUUUGAUACUUUUUACACUGAUCACUUUUUUCGAUUACAAAUGGAACAAGAACAGACUGUUUAUUGUUUACUUGAAAGAAGAGAUGUUUUUGCCGUUAUGCCAAUGGGGAUUGCUUGUCGUGAGGUGUUGGAAUAGCAACAUUACGACCGGGGUAAACUAUAUAGUAACCUUUACCACAGAGACUUUAAUACACUUGAGUUUCAUUAAUUUCAAACAGACUUGAUACGCUAUAUGUUCCUCAAGAAAAUGAUCUUUUGGUUGAUGUUGAGAUGCAGUUGCAUGUAAGCCUAUUCGAAACACUUUGCGAUUUACAAGGCUUCGUUGAGAGAGCGAAACAGAAGACGGUAUUAAAUUGCCGUUUGAAACUAAACGAUCUGGACUUUGAAUGCUCUCUUCUUUUGUAGAGUUCUUUACCAAAUGAAAUAACUGAAAUAAAUUUUGUACUUUCCGCCGCCAACAAGAAUUGCACACACGAUCUGAUAUUAAAGUGAGACAAUUUAUUUAUAACAAUGGCCACAGCGAAGCACACACUACAGUAUAAAUGCUAAUGUGGUCGCACGACUUCCCUCACGAUUUGAAGUUUGAGACUGGUUUUCUGUUCAAAUAUUCGUCCUAAUUUGCCUGUUCUGAUUUCAGUUGAAAAUGGGCACUUGCAAAUUUGGCAAUUACUGACUGCGUUGCUUGCUUUUUUGGAGUUAAAACGCAGCCAUUUACACAUUGUUUAAUAUGUUCUGAAUAAGCAGAGAAAACCCCGCAACAUUUUAAUGCGAGUUUGUUUGUUAAUAUUUGGGUGCUGUCAUUGGUUCUUUUUUGACAAUUGACGCGCGAAUGGGGCGUGUUAUGAAAAGGGGCGUUUUACAAAAUACCGGGCCUUGCUUGCAGGCCCACUAUCAGUUCCCUUGGGCCUCCACGCUGGCUAAUCACCGGCCUGAAUCAAUUCUAUUUCUCCAGAGCUAUGCCCACCCUUAACCUGCGAACGGGCAUGCUCGGGGAACGAGAUUGCGCAAUCUGCCGCCAUGUUAAUUUUUCUUGCCUUGUUUCCAGGCUCUGCUCUUGUUUUGUUAAUUGCGCGCACUAGAGUAAUUGCACUGCUUUACAGAUAUUUCAUACUGUCAGUUUAAUUAAAUUAUAGAAAUUAAUUGAAAAAGUUACUUUUUCAGAUAAGGAGAGCACAAUCUCAAAACAAUAACAACACAGCUCGUGGUAUAUAUACUUCUGUUGCUUCGUCUUCUGGCUUCGCUAGCGCUGGAUCCGGAGAAAACACAACUGUUGCAUUUAUCCCGACAGGAUUACGGAGGGACUUGAUCGAGCUGUUGGAUAUGAACAUCCCCGGAAGUGAUAAUUGGGAGAUGUUAGCAGAACAUCUAGGUCACAAUCUACAGUUUAUACGGUGGUUGGAUCGCCCUCGUAAUAUCGAGAGUCCAACAGAGAAGCUUCUUAUGGAAUGGGAAAACAAGGUAACUGAAAAUCCAGAAGACGCAUUACGUAAUCUUGAAAACGUACUUUGGAAAAUGAAAAGACAUGAUGCUGCAACUAAAAUACAGAUGUAUCUUGAUGAAUGUACAUGUUCAAUCAAAAAGGAAACCACAGUAUAACAGUUUGCAGCUUUGCACUAAUCACUGACGUGUGUUAGAUGAAGGGCAGCAACGUGACGGCCAAGCCUAGUAACGCAAUUAAAAUUAGCAAUAUUUAAGAAGAGAAAUGAUCAUAGUAAUCAAAAUCCUGGGAGAUUUGGACGUCAAGUUCGCUCUGCCUGCAACCGAUAAACCAAGGUUUAUACGUCUUUGUGAAACAAAGUUUGCAUUUUCAGGAACCGUGGAAACAGACGGGGGGGGGGGGUGGAGUCCCCACUAUAUUUUCAAACAUGAAUUUAUUAGGUAUUAGCAGUUGCUGUAUAGUUGUCAUGGUAACACGAUCGUUUUUAUAUUUUUUUUGUAGAAAAUGUAAAAACAUACUUUUGGUUACCAGAAAUACAUGCAUGCAGCAACCCCUCGCCUGUAUUUUCCAAACAUUGAUUUAACAUGAAGUAUUAGUAAUUGAUCAACACUGAACGUAGGUUCGCGUUUACGUCAGUGUUGCCAUAGCAACACGAUAAUUUUAAGUUUUAUUAUUUUUUUGUACAGCACGCCAAAUAUAGUUGAAAGAUGAUUGCUUUUAACUAUAUAACAAUGAAUUUCCGAAAUAUGUACUGUAGGUAUUUUGUUCUGCAUUUUGUGAGCUUUGAUUUAAUGUAAAUAGCCGGGAGGAAUUAGUACCCUCGCCCCGGGCAAACGCCAGGAACGGCGCUCCGCGCCAUUGGCUCUGGGACAAAAUCAUCAAUUUCCAGAAUAUAUAUAUAUAUGUCCUUACUUAUGUGCUUUAUCGCCUCAAUGUCUUUACUUAUACAAUGUCUUUACUUAUACAAUGUCUUUACUUAUGUGCUUUAUCGCCGUUUUUAAAACUGUGAAAUGCAGUGAGCGUGCGCAUAAAAGCUUAGGCAUAAUGUGUAGUAUAUAAAGUUCCGUAGUGUCCCACAUCCACCACACUGUCUUCUAUAGUAUAUACAUUCUUGGUAUGUGGAAGCUCAUCAUCGGUGCACUGUGCUGAUGAGCCCCCAAAAGGGCGUUGUUUGAGCUUUCCUCGAAGGGCGCUACAAUGACUUUACUUAUGUGCUUUAUCACUGUGAAAUGCAGUGAGCGUGCGCAUAAAAGCUUAGGCAUAAUGUGUAGUAUAUAUAUAUAUAUAUAUAUAUAUAUAUAUAUAUAUAUAUAUAUAUAUAUAUAUAUAUAUAUAUAUAUAUAUAUAUAUAUAUAUUAUAUAUAUACUUGUACCUUUAUCAGGUAGGAAGCAGCGGGACAUAAAAACGAUAUCGUCCCGGAUAUCGUUUUUUGUCCCGGAUAUCGUUUUUUGUCCCGGAUAUCGUUUUUUGUCCCGCUAAAUUUCGCGCGUUGUCAAAACAAAGAUGGCCGACUCGAGGUUCGUGUUGGUUGAUGUCGACAGUUUAUCGAAGAAAACACAACGAUAAUACAAAAUGAAAGACUUAAAUGGUAUAUUAUUUAUUUGAAUGGUCUAUUUAUUUUCUAAAAUCAUAUUUGUUCAGUAAAUGAUGAAUUGUUUUGAAUUCUAUUUUUUCAAAACUGUUUACUUUUGGGUGUCAAUUGUCAAACCCUGAUAAAGGUACAAGUAUAUAAUAAAUAGGUUAUCGUACUCGGGAUUCGGUGAUAUCAGUUUUAUCGCUCUCGGGACGAUAUCACAAUUGUCCCUCGCUCGCUGCGCUCGCUCGUGACAAUUGUGAUAUUAUCCCUCGAGCGAUAAAACUGAUAUCACCUCAUCCCUUAUAUGAUAACC